AUGCACAAAUUCAAGAACUUCAUCCCCUUCUUGAUUCUCAUCUUCUCAUCAAUCAAUGUUCUCGUUUUCGCCGGAAAACCAGAAGAUCCAUUUACUCCCAGAGGCUAUAUAAUCCGUUACUGGAGGAAACAGAUCUCCAACGAUAAACCCAAACCCUCAUUCUUAAUCGAAAAAGCUUCGCCGUUAACCGCCGUCCAGUCGGCCGCCUUUUCAAAACUCGCUGAUGACCAGAACUCUCUCGCCACCAACCUCCCGUCGUUCUGCUCCGCUGCGAACCUCCUUUGUUUUCCCGAUGUGGGCCCCAGUCUCGAGAAACAUUCCGGCGAUGUUAACUUCAUCGAGUACUCGGAGAAAAACUUCACCAACUACGGGUCGGGUCGACUCGGUGGAUUAGACUCGUUCAAAAAUUACUCCAAUGAUGGCAACUCGGCUCUUGACUCAUUCCGACGAUAUUCCCGUGACUCAGUGGGUCACGACGAUAAAUUUUCCACUUAUGCCAAGAAUACAAACGUCCCUGACCAAAGUUUCAAUACCUACGGCACAAAAGCCACCGGCGGAACCGGAGAUUUCACCGGCUACGCCGAAGAUGUCAAUGUACCCAACAUGAGAUUUUCGUCAUAUUCCGACGACGUCAAUGGCCGUGACCAGAAGUUCACAUCGUACUCCCAAGACGCAAACGCCGGCGAUCAGUCGUUCACUAGCUACGGAAAAAAAGGAAACGGCGCCGUCAAUGACUUCAAAGGGUACGGAAAUAACUCCAACGUCAUCGGCUCAUCGUUUUCCGGCUACGGCGAGAACGGAAACGGCGCAAACGAUUCGUUCACUUCCUAUGGCGAAAACGGCAACGUUCCACAGAACAAUUUCAAGAGUUACGCCGACGGCGGGAAUGCCGCCGUCGAUACAUUCGCGAAUUACAGAGAUCAAUCCAACGUCGGCGAUGAUAAUUUCAAAUCGUACGCCAAAAGUUCCAACGCCGCCAACAUGAAGUUUUCUAAUUACGGCAAAUCGUUCAACGAAGGCACCGAUACAUUUUCCGGCUACGGCGGAGGCACCGUCACGAAUCAGAAAUUUGGGUUCAAAGGGUACGGUGUAAACAAUACUUUCAAAGAUUACGCCGAUAAGAAGAGGGCUUCUUUUUCUACCUACGCCACCAAGCCCACGGCGGCGCAACUGGCGGCGAUGAAGACGAAAUCGCCGGCGAGUGGCAAACCGGUAAAUAAGUGGAUUGAGCCGGGAAAAUUUUUCCGGGAGAGUUUGUUGAAAUCCGGCACGAUAAUUCCGAUGCCGGACAUCCGUGAUAAAAUGCCUAAAAGGUCAUUUUUGCCCCGGGUCAUUGUGUCGAAAUUACCAUUUUCGUCCUCCAAAAUCGACGAUUUAAAGAAGAUUUUCCACGCUGAGGAUAACUCGAGCAUGGCGAGUUUAAUCUCCAACUCACUGAGCGAGUGCGAACGGAAACCGAGUCAAGGUGAGUCAAAACGGUGUGUCGGAUCGGUUGAAGACAUGAUCGAUUUCGCUACAUCGGUUCUUGGACGAGACGUCGUCGUUCGGACAACCGACAACAUAAACGGGUCGGGUAAGAAAGUCAAGAUCGGGUCGGUAACGAAAAUUAACGGCGGUAAAGUUACAAAAUCUGUAUCUUGUCAUCAGAGUCUGUUUCCUUAUAUGCUUUACUAUUGUCAUUCGGUUCCCAAGGUUCGGGUCUACGAAGCGGACCUACUUGACCCGAGUACUACCAAUUCCAAGAAGAUUAACCAUGGGGUUGCCAUCUGUCACCUCGACACGUCAGCUUGGAGUCCGACCCAUGGAGCCUUUCUUUCACUCGGGUCGAAGCCUGGGAAGAUUGAGGUUUGCCAUUGGAUCUUUGAGAAUGAUAUGACUUGGGCUGUUGCUGAUUAAAGAAGUACAAAGCCAUUCUGGUUUGAACCGGGUCGGGUGCAAAAGUGAACCGAUUGUUCGAACUGUAGAAAAUUUCGAUAUUCUAUUCGCUUACAUCAUUUUCAUUUUUUUUUGUUUUUUUAAUAUUGUAACGACUACUUUGUUUUCUAAGAAAUAUGAGAAGCAUAAAAUGAAAAAAUGAUUAAAUA
Molecule: messenger RNA, 2084 nt
Organism: Cynara cardunculus var. scolymus (artichoke)
Lineage: Eukaryota; Viridiplantae; Streptophyta; Magnoliopsida; Asterales; Asteraceae
Product: polygalacturonase 1 beta-like protein 3
Exons: 2
Coding region: 1-1896 (631 amino acids)
Source: RefSeq, a predicted model, not a curated record